This is a messenger RNA of Chrysochloris asiatica (Cape golden mole), 621 nucleotides long. It is a transcript of the gene TNNI3, whose product is annotated as troponin I type 3 (cardiac). Gene Ontology annotation, cellular component: troponin complex. The transcript is spliced from 8 exons. Gene Ontology annotation, biological process: muscle contraction. Lineage: Eukaryota; Metazoa; Chordata; Mammalia; Afrosoricida; Chrysochloridae. Bases 1 to 621 code for a protein of 206 amino acids. The record is from RefSeq and is a predicted model, not a curated record.
AUGGCGGAUGAGAGCAGUGAUGCGCCCGUGCCAACUCCAGUCCGACGCCGCUCCUCAGCCAACUACCGAGCCUAUGCCACCGAACCACAUGCCAAGAAAAAGUCUAAGAUUUCAGCCUCGAGAAAACUGCAGCUAAAGAUGCUGAUGCUGCAGAUUGCGAAGCAGGAGUUGGAGCAGGAGGCAGAGGAGCGGCGCGGAGAGAAGGGGCGUGCCUUGAGCAGCCGGUGCCAGCCUCUGGAACUGGCUGGGCUGAGCUUCGCAGAGCUGCAGGACUUGUGCCGACAGCUCCAUGCCCGUGUGGACAAAGUGGAUGAAGAGAGAUACGAUGUAGAAGCAAAAGUUACCAAGAACGUCACGGAGAUUGCAGAUCUGACCCAGAAGAUCUACGACCUCCGGGGCAAGUUUAAGCGGCCUACCCUGAAGAGGGUGCGCAUCUCUGCCGAUGCUAUGAUGCAGGCGCUGCUGGGGACCCGGUCUAAGGAGUCCUUGGACCUGCGGGCUCACCUCAAGCAGGUGAAGAAGGAGGACACUGAGAAGGAAAACCGAGAGGUGGGCGACUGGCGCAAGAACAUCGAUGCGCUGAGUGGAAUGGAGGGCCGCAAGAAAAAGUUCGAGGGCUGA